UAAUCUGAGGGGAGUGUUUUUUCUAACGUUUUUCGGUAACUGGUCAAAGAAUAACUACUCAUUUUACACCAAGUCUUCAAGGCAGACUGGCUGUGAUUCCUGUUUCUGUCACUGACAGAUUUCUUCUGAAACAAAAGACAAGAAGCAAACAAUAACGGUUUACAGUCAUUCCUCAGUGACUGUAACUACCUCAAGGUCAGGCUUUUGUGUGCACGGAAUAAACCUAUUACUUGUACCUGUAAAAGAAGAGUCUAGCUGGCUGUCGCAGAAUUUUCCUUAUCUGUGUAUAAGCAGGACCACAGGUGGAGUAGCCCUGUUGUGAGGGCUGAUUGGCCAGAUUACACUAUAAGUACGAAGUUCGGCCUCUGGCGAUGGCAGCCAUUGCCAACCUCACCAAGAGCCUGGAGGACUCCCUGACAAAGGUUCUGAACAGCUGGAGCAGGAAUCAGACCCAUGCUGCCAAGGCCCUGGACAAGAUCUUGGCAGAGGAGAACUUCGACAACGUCAUCUGGUACCUGAUGGUGAUGAUCGGAAUGUUCGCCUUCAUUAUCGUGGCCAUCCUGGUGAGCACUGUGAAGUCCAAGAGAAGGGAGCACUCCGACGACCCUUACCACAAAUAUAUCGAGGAGGACUGGACAGCCAAGGUGAAGAGCCAGAUUCUGAUCAUCGAUAACUACGUGCACAAGAACCCCAAUGCAAAGUCCUAUGAAGAAUCCUAUUCACACUGAACCUCUUGCAUAAAUAAAAUAAGAGCAAAGAAAGAGAAUCGAUAGAUACAUGGAAUGAUUUACAGAUCAGGAGUGCUGGUCGUGGAGAGCCAGAGUGUCCGCAGGUUCUCCAGGGCUUCUUAAAUCAGCAGCACCUAAAAAAACUGGGAGUAGAUAAUCAAUCAAUUCAAUUAAGAGAGUAACUAGCUGAUCCAGGUCACUUAGAGCAUAAUUAGCAUUAAAAAAUACAUCACUGUUAUGGUAGAUAAUUUGUUCCUGUAACAAGCCUGUAACAAAUGUAACAAGCUGGUUUCUGUUGCUGUUUGCAUUAAAAAUGUCUUACUAA
Messenger RNA from Lepisosteus oculatus (spotted gar), 1053 nucleotides. Its product is annotated as potassium voltage-gated channel subfamily E member 2. Gene Ontology annotation, biological process: ventricular cardiac muscle cell action potential; potassium ion export across plasma membrane; membrane repolarization during action potential. Gene Ontology annotation, molecular function: potassium channel regulator activity; voltage-gated potassium channel activity involved in ventricular cardiac muscle cell action potential repolarization; delayed rectifier potassium channel activity. The record is from RefSeq and is a predicted model, not a curated record. NCBI's taxonomy places the organism in Eukaryota, Metazoa, Chordata, Actinopteri, Semionotiformes, Lepisosteidae. Gene Ontology annotation, cellular component: membrane.